Messenger RNA from Anguilla anguilla (European eel), 1564 nucleotides. It is a transcript of the gene sst5, whose product is annotated as somatostatin 5. The coding region runs from base 774 to 1154 and encodes 126 amino acids. Gene Ontology annotation, biological process: regulation of cell migration. NCBI's taxonomy places the organism in Eukaryota, Metazoa, Chordata, Actinopteri, Anguilliformes, Anguillidae. Gene Ontology annotation, molecular function: hormone activity. Gene Ontology annotation, cellular component: extracellular region. The transcript is spliced from 5 exons. The record is from RefSeq and is a predicted model, not a curated record.
AACAGCCUAAUAGUGCCACCUACUGUCUUGGAGUGCAAACAAGGACACUGGAGCAAAAUAUUCUCAAACCGUGUUGCCUAGGUUCUGCCUAUGCGAUCCACUAUGUAUGCUGUCAGCUAAGGUCUCAAAUAAUUCCUAAUUACUUCCCCGUCCCUGUUUUCAAGCGUGGGAAGGCACAGUUGUGGUAGACCGCUACAGUCCUAUAACUGUCGUCACAUUUAACAUGUAUAAAUUAUAGGAAAAAAUCAUGUGGCCAAGCUGUUCUUUAUUUAGGUAAAAGAUUGUCUGGUGGAAACCAGAGUGGCUUUUGUAAGGGCUAGUGCAGGCAAACAUUGCCACUGACCAUGUGGGAGGUAGUACUUCCGGUCUUUUAAAUCUAAAGAUUAUAUGUUAAUAGAAAGAAGUUCAAGUGAUUCUGUUGGACAACCUGGGAGUGGAGAAUUGAAUGCUUAGGUUCGUGUUAAGCUGGACAAUAAAAGUUAUGGUUGGGGCCUGCCACGGAGGACAAGAAUACAGCUAAGAAGAGGAAGGGAUGAAGAGAAAGAAAGGGGAAAGGAAAAGAGAGCAAAAACACAGAAACUACCUAAGCAUGCAGAGAAGGAAACAGGAAAUGCAGAGUCACAGAGUCACAGAGUAACAGAGUCACUAGAAAAGAACAGUUUGAUCAUUUUCUUUUUUGACGGGCGGGGGACUUGUACAAGCCGUCUGUUGCAGGUGGGUGAGGAAAUAGGAGCAAGGACCCCACGUGUCAUGGCCAUAUUUAUCUGCCCAGUAUGGUGUCCGCGGUACUGACAACCCCAGAUCUGGUGAAAAGGUUAAUGAGUGCCAGAGGCGAUCUGCAGGUCUUACUAGUGGCCCUCUCUGCAUCAGUGCUGCUUGCCCAAGUCAACGGAGCACCCCAGAGGGACAUGCUGGCCGAACUCCUGCGUACGGAUGUUACAGAGGGUAACGAGGACCUCUCCCGCAUGCUGUUUCUGAAGAUCGUGUCUGACCUGAUGAUGACGGGGGACAACAAGGUCCUGCCUGAUCCACGUCCACGGUCCACGGAGGAGCUGAGAAUUCACCAGGAUGUGGCUCGCCAGCUGCCCCUCUCCCAGCGCGAGCGCAAAGCUGGCUGUCGGAACUUUUUCUGGAAGACCUUCACCUCAUGUUAGCACGUAGCACAAUGUAGUCCCUUGCAUCAAUAUCAGACCAGUUAUCUUCUUUUUUUUUUGCACUUACUUGAAAUAUGUUGUAAUCGUGUCUGUAUGAAUGCAGAAAGUAUUGACUAACUAGUCCUGUCUUGGAGACCAACUGUUCCACCAUUAUCUGCAGCAAUGGGAUCCACUUUGGUCUUUGACAUUUAGAUCAAUAUUAUCCAGAUAUCAAGUGAGUUUGCUCUUUAGAAGUUGAAAUGAAUUAGUGUGGAACAGAUCUCCAAGACUUGCACUGGUUACCAUCUCCCUGCUGACACAAAGCACCAGAGGAAUGUAAAGUUAAAAAAAUGUCAGGGAGGGGGCUUCUCCCUGCAAAUUCCACUCAUAGACUCCCAUUAAAGCCCCAGAGGCAUCACUUUUCUUCCUCA